Molecule: messenger RNA, 4666 nt
Organism: Trichomycterus rosablanca
Lineage: Eukaryota; Metazoa; Chordata; Actinopteri; Siluriformes; Trichomycteridae
Product: protocadherin-9
Exons: 5
Coding region: 477-4127 (1216 amino acids)
Biological process (GO): homophilic cell-cell adhesion
Cellular component (GO): plasma membrane
Molecular function (GO): calcium ion binding
Source: RefSeq, a predicted model, not a curated record
AGCCGGACGCAGCUCGUGGUGCUGGCACUGCAUGCACGCGCUUCUCCCGCUGACAUCCGCGCGCGAUACUCGAGGAGCGAGGGGGCAACGUGUGCACCGCGAACUUGACUCCCUAGGAUAUGCCUAGGACGUGUGAACAGGUGCUUCUCAGCGUGAACGGAUCCGCCGCCCGGGUUCGAACCUUCUGAUUGGAUUUCUUGAUUUUGUGUGUGCGCGCAAACCGGCUCCACAGUUCCGCGACCUGCUGCUGCUGCUGAGGAUGAGGAUGAUGAGGAUAUUCGGACACUGAGGAAGGUUCAUGUGGAGCUGGAGCCCGUCGGAAGGAUUUUAUGCACACUAUGCACGACCUUAAGAGUCGCUGACGGAUCGCGGGGUCAUGCUUCAUGCCCGGCUGCACUGUUUUCCUAAACACUCCGUCCACCGUGUGAGGAUUUCUGCGUAAUCUGAAUCUGACUGAAGGUGCUCGAACCGCUGUGAUGGAUUUAAAGGAUUUUUACUUGCUGGCUUGCUGUGUAGCCUGUCUGUGGCUGGACCCCGCCAUCGCCCAGGAGCUCACCUACUCCAUCCGCGAGGAGCUGCCAGAGAACGUACUUAUUGGAAAUAUACCAAAGGAUUUGAACAUCUCCCACAUGAACGCUGCUAGCAACAAUCUGGUUUACCGUCUGGUCUCCAAAGCCGGGGACAACCCGUUACUGAGAGUGAUGAGCAACACCGGGGAGAUUUUCACCACCUCCAACCGGAUAGACCGUGAAAAACUGUGUCCCGGUCCCUCGUUCGAGGACGCCGAGUGCUCUUUUGAAAUCGAAGUGGUCAUCCUGCCCAACGACUACUUCAGGUUAAUAAAAAUCAAGAUCGUGGUGAAGGACACUAACGACAACGCCCCGAUGUUCCCGUCCCCCGUGAUUAACAUCUCGGUUCCUGAGAACACCCUCAUCAACAGCAGGUUCGCCAUCCCGUCUGCUACCGAUCCUGAUACCGGACCUAACAGCGUCCACCGGUACGAGCUGGUCAACGGGCAGAGCGCCUUCGGCCUGGACAUCGUGGAGACCCCGGAGGGAGAGAAAUGGCCUCAGCUGAUCGUCCAGCAGAAUCUGGACAGAGAGCAGAAAGACACUUACGUGAUGAAGAUCAAAGUGGAGGACGGAGGGAACCCGCAGAAAUCCAGCACGGCUAUACUUCAGGUGACGGUCACCGACGUCAACGAUAACCGGCCGGUGUUUAAGGAGAGUCAGAUAGAAGUUCACAUUCCCGAAAGCUCUCCGAUAGGGACGUCUGUGGUCCAGCUGCUGGCCACGGACGCAGACGUCGGUUCCAACGCGGAGAUCAAGUACAUGUUUGGAACACAAGUGUCUUCAUCCACGAGGAGACUCUUCGCGUUAAAUACGGCGACCGGACUCAUAACGGUGCAGAGGCCGCUGGAUCGGGAAGAGACGGCGAUCCAUAAGCUGCCGGUUUUAGCGAGCGAUGGAAGCUCCAGUCCAGCGAGAGCCACGGUAACGAUCAACGUGACCGACGUGAACGAUAACGCUCCGAAUAUAGACCUGCGCUACAUCAUCAGCCCGACCAACGGCACCGUCAUGCUGUCGGAGAAAGAUCCCAUCAACACCAAAAUAGCUCUCAUAACCGUCUCCGAUAAAGACACGGAUGUCAACGGCAAGGUCAUCUGCUUCAUCGAGAAGGACGUUCCGUUUCACCUGAAGGCCGUCUACGACAACCAGUACCUGCUGGAAACCUCGGCCCUGCUGGAUUACGAGGGCACCAAGGAGUACAUCUUCAAAAUCGUGGCCUCCGACUCGGGAAAGCCCAGUUUAAACCAGACGGCGCUGGUUAAAGUCCGGCUCGAGGAUGAAAAUGACAACCCACCGGUUUUCAGCCAGCCUGUGAUUGAACUGUCAGUCAUGGAAAAUAACCAGCGUGACCUUUUCCUCACCACCAUCAGCGCUACAGAUGAAGACAGUGGAAGGAACGCCGAAAUCGUUUACCAGCUGGGACCGAACGCGUCCUUCUUCGACUUGGAUCGGAAGACGGGGGUGCUGACGGCCUCCAGGGUCUUCGACAGAGAAGAUCAGGACCGCUUUCUGUUCACCGUCACGGCCAGGGAUAACGGCACCCGGGCGCUGCAGAGCCAGGCGGCGGUCAUCGUGACCAUCCUGGACGAAAACGACAACAGUCCGAAGUUUACCCAUAAUCACUUUCAGUUCUUCGUUUCUGAAAACCUGCCCAAGUACAGCACGGUGGGAGUGAUCACCGUGACCGACGCGGACGCCGGAGAAAACGCAGAGGUGUCGCUCUCGAUAGUCAGCGAUAACGAGAACUUCAUCCUCGACCCUUUUACCGGGGUCAUAAAAUCCAACGUGUCGUUCGACAGGGAGCAGCAGAACUCCUACACCUUCGACGUGAGGGCCGUGGACGGAGGACGGCCACCGUGUUCCUCCGUCGCCAAAGUGACCAUAAACGUCAUAGACGUCAACGACAAUCCGCCGGUGGUGAUCUAUCCCCCAUCCAACACGUCCUUUAAGCUGGUCCCGCUGUCCGCCAUCCCCGGAUCUGUGGUCGCCGAGGUUUUCGCGGUGGAUGGAGACACCGGGAUGAACGCCGAGCUCAAGUACACCAUCAUCAGCGGGAACAGCCGCGGCCUCUUCAGAAUCGAUCCCGUCACGGGGAACAUCACGUUAGAGGAGAAACCCACGGCUGCAGAUAUCGGCCUCCACAGACUGGUGGUGAACAUCAGCGACCUGGGCUACCCGAAGUCUCUGCACACUCUGGUCAUGGCUUUCCUCUACAUCAACUACACGGUGGGGAACUCGUCCCUGAUCUACGACAUGAUCCGGCGCACCAUGGAGACCCCGCUGGACCGGACCAUAGGCGAGAGCAGUGAGACCUACCAGAACGUGGACAACCUCAAAACCAUCAUCGCCAUCGUCACAGGCACCAUGGUGGUGAUCGUGGUGAUCUUCAUAACCGUCCUGGUCCGCUGCCGCCACGUGUCGCAGUUCAAAGCCGCUCAGAGGAAGAAGCAGGGCGCCGAGUGGAUGUCGCCCAACCAGGAGAACAAGCAGAACAAGAAGAGGAAGCGCAAGAAACGGAAGUCGCCCAAAAGCUCCCUGCUCAACUUCGUCACCAUCGACGAGAACAAACCCGACGACCCGGCGCACGAACCCAUCAACGGCACCAUCAGCAUCCCGGCCGAGCUGGAGGAGCCCGGGAUCGGACGAUUCGACUGGAAUUCCACGCCCACCACCACCUUCAAGCCCAGCAGUCCAGACCUAGCCAGGCACUACAAGUCGGCCUCUCCUCAGUCCGCCUUCCACGUCAAGGCCGACACGCCGGUGUCGGUGAAGAAGCAUCACGUGGUCCAGGAGCUGCCGCUCGACAACACUUUUGUGGGGGGGUGCGACACCCUUUCCAAACGUUCGUCCACCAGUUCGGAUCACUUCAGCGCCUCGGAGUGCAGCUCGCAGGGAGGCUACAAGACAAAAGGAGGAACCUUACACACCAGACAGGGAACUCUAACUCGGACCCGGACUGAACUGAACCCAGAUUAUCUGGACCUGCGCUCACGGGCCGAGCUGAACCCUGAAUACUGGACCCCCUGCACCCCACUGUCCCAGCGCCGCGUGACCUUUCACCUCCCGGACGGAUCUCAGGAAAGCUGCAGUGACAGCGGAUUGGGCGAGCCAGAGUCUGUAGGGGGCGGAGCUUUGACCAAUAAGCCCCUCCCACUAGCACAGGACGAGUUUUAUGAGCAGGACAAAAGAACUGAAGCCGACGGGAACUCCGAUCCGAACUCAGAUGGACUUUUGGGUCCUCGGGGUCUGAUGGAGGCGACAGAAAUGUGCACCCAGGAGUGUUUGGUGCUCGGGCACUCGGAUAACUGCUGGAUGCCGCCCAAAUCUCCGUCCUCCACCUAUGGGAGCGGCCAGAGCGAGUGGACAAAAGACAAACUCCUGAACGGGCACACGCUGAACCGCGGCUGGAAGAGCGGCCACGAGCAUUUCGGAGAUCGCAAGGCUUUCGGAAUAGGAGGGGUGGGAGUCGGUGGUCACAUGACCGACAUCCCACUGGCCAGUUUGAAAUCAUAUCAGGCCUCGUCCGGGCCGGAAAACCCGAAAGAGCAGCAGCUUUAAAACCCGUUCUGUUGUGUUAGCUGGAUGCUGAAGCUGUAUGAUAGAGACUCGUACAGAGUAGAAUUUACAGUGCUCAGUUACACUUUACACUAUGCGAAAUCAACGUUUGCACGGAAACAUCCGAAGACUCCAAAAUUCCUGAAAAAAAACCUGGAGCUUCAAAGUGACUUUUCAUUUACAAAUAAAAAAAGAAGAAGAGAAAGGAAGGUUUGAUGGUUCAGACUGAAGCGGGACUGUCGCUCCGUACAGCUGAUUUAUAAACGAUAUCAUGGCUGAUUAAUAUAAACAAUAUUGUGACGUGGUUGUUAUUGAGCUUGUCGUUGGGAUUUUAUUAACCUAAAACAUCAGAGAAAAAGGAAAAGCAUCAUGCUAAUACCCUGUUAGUGGAGCCUCGUUUUAGUCUCGUCACCGGUGCCGUGUCUGUAAAUAGAAAUAAAUACUAACCGAUUUCCUGUACGUGUAAUAAUCACAUGGAACUGACCGAUCGAUAAUCACCACCACCGUCUUUUAUUCUUUAUUUCUCAUAAAUCAAUCUUUAC